Molecule: messenger RNA, 1142 nt
Organism: Phascolarctos cinereus (koala)
Lineage: Eukaryota; Metazoa; Chordata; Mammalia; Diprotodontia; Phascolarctidae
Source: RefSeq, a predicted model, not a curated record
CAUUCAAGGAGGGCCUGCCUCACGAUCUUGGGGUUCCAGCACCCCAAACUUCUAGACCUCUUCAUAUGGUUCCCUGCACCAGGAAUAAUUACCAAGUCUCAAACUCUUCUCCAGCCUCUACUGGAAGGGCCAUGGCCACCAUCAAUGAGCUGCCCGAGAACAUCCUCCUGGAACUAUUCUCCCUGGUGCCAGCCUGGAAGCUGCUGAGGCACUGCCGGCCAGUCUGCAGCCUGUGGAGGGACCUCAUCGACCUCGUGUCCCUGUGGAAACGCAAGUGCCAGAGAGAGGGCUUCAUCUCCCAGGACUGGGAUCAGCCAGUAGCUGACUGGAAGGUUUUCUACUUCCUCUGCAGCCUCAGGAGGAACCUGAUCCGAAACCCCUGCGCCCAAGAGGGGUUCAAAUAUUGGAAAAUUGACAAGAACAGAGGAGAUAGAUGGAAAGUGGAAGACAUACCUAGAGACCAUGGGACAGAAUUUACAGACCCCCAGAUCAAGAAAUGCUUUGUCACCUCCUAUGGCACCUGCCUCAAGUCCCAGCAGGUGGACCUGAAAGCUGCAGGAUAUUGGAAGGAAUUGAUGGACACAGUGAAGCCAGACAUUGUGAUUAAAGACUGGUUUGCCGCCAGAAACGACUGUGGCUGCAUCUACCGUAUCUGUGUGAAGCUGUUGUCGGACAGCCGCGAGGUCUUGGCUGAGUAUACGCCAGCCCCUGUGUACAUUGAGCAGUGGAGUGGUGCCGAAUGGAAAGAGGUCUCCUACACAUUCUCCAAUUACCCCCCAAGAGUCCGUUACAUCCACUUCCAGCAUGGAGGCAAAGAUACUCAGUUCUGGGCUGGCUGGUAUGGCCCGAGUGUCACCAAUAGUAGUGUCACCAUCGGCCCUGAGAUCACUAGGAAACCCAGUCCUGCAGAAGGGAAGGACCCUUUCGGGAGACAGCCUGACACCCUCACUAAGGACAUCAAUUAGAGAAUGGCAAAACAAGUUGUGGUACAUGAAUGUCACGGAACAUUACUGUGCCAUAGGUGGGAAUGGAUAUGGGACAACAUCAGUUGAUUCAGAGUGACACUGAAUAGCUGUGUGACCCUGGGCAAGUCACUUAACCUCUGGAUAGGGGCGUAGUUCAUGAACAAACAAGAGAAAGAA